Molecule: messenger RNA, 2397 nt
Organism: Oncorhynchus masou masou (cherry salmon)
Lineage: Eukaryota; Metazoa; Chordata; Actinopteri; Salmoniformes; Salmonidae
Product: serine/threonine-protein kinase 40-like
Exons: 11
Coding region: 230-1549 (439 amino acids)
Biological process (GO): protein phosphorylation
Molecular function (GO): ATP binding; protein kinase activity
Source: RefSeq, a predicted model, not a curated record
UAUGGAAAGAUGCGAUCAGAAAGCUGACGAAUGGAAGCUCUUCCCGAGUGGUCACUUCGGUAAUAGUGGCUAAAACAAACAUUGCGGGAUAUCAACCCUCCAUAUACGGUCUCCUUUGGUUGGGGGCAAAAAACUGCGUAUGCACCGAACAAAUACUUUUAAAGAAAUGUCCAUGCUGUAGCAUUACAACGCAGACUUUCCUCGGCGUUUUCAGCUCGAGAGCUCCAGCAUGUCUAAGCGGCGCUCAUUGGAGAGGGGGGCCGGAGAGACCUCGGGCAGGGCCAGCAAGCUCCUCUGUCCUGGAAUAGCUGGAAGCAACGCCAAGAGGGCAGGUCCCUUUGUCCUGGGGCCUCGUUUGGGGAACUCGCCCGUGCCAAGCAUAGUGCAGUGUCUGGCCAGGAGGGAUGGGACGGAUGACUUCUACCAGCUAAAGAUCCUGACUCUGGAGGAGCGGGGAGACUCGACCGGGGAGACCCAGGAGGAGAGGCAGGGGAAGAUGCUGCUGCACACCGAGUACUCCCUCCUCUCGCUGCUCCAUAACCAGGAUGGAGUGGUGCACCACCAUGGCCUGUUCCAGGACCGGGCGUAUGAGAUUGUGGAGGACCCGGAGGCCAACAAUGGCAAGGUGCGCCGACUGAAGAAGCGGAUCUGCCUGGUGCUGGACUGCCUCUGUGCUCAUGACUUCAGCGACAAGACUGCGGACCUCAUCAACCUGCAGCACUACGUCAUCAAGGAGAAGCGGCUGAGCGAGCGCGAGGCCAUCGUCAUCUUCUACGAUGUGGUGCGCGUGGUGGAGGCCCUGCACAAGAAAAACAUUGUGCACCGAGACCUGAAGCUUGGAAACAUGGUGCUGAACAAACGAACUCAUCGGAUUACCGUCACCAACUUCUGCCUGGGCAAGCACCUGGUGAGUGAGGACGACCUGCUGAAGGACCAGCGAGGAAGUCCAGCCUACAUCAGUCCUGACGUACUGAGUGGCCGGCCAUAUCACGGAAAGCCCAGUGACAUGUGGGCCCUUGGAGUGGUGCUGUUCACCAUGCUCUACGGCCAGUUCCCCUUCUACGACAGCAUACCUCAGGAGCUAUUCCGCAAGAUCAAGGCUGCAGAGUACUCCAUCCCAGAGGACGGGCGUGUGUCGGAGAACACUGUGGGUCUUAUACGGAAGCUGCUGGUGCUGGACCCCCAGCAGAGGCUGACCGCUGCCGAGGUCCUGGAGUCUCUAAGUGGCAUUAUUGCCUCAUGGCAGUCGGUAUCCUCUUUGACCGGUCCUCUUCAGGUUGUACCGGACAUCGAUGACCAGGUCAGCCACCCAGAGCAUCUCCAGGAGGCGAAAAUGACGGAGGAGUCGUCACAGUACGAGUUUGAGAACUACAUGCGCCAGCAGCUGUUGUUGGCCGAGGAGAAGAACACUAUUCACGAGGCCAAGGCCAGUUUCCUCGCCAAGCGCCAGUUCAGCGCCAUCCCGCCCGUGCGGCGCCUAGGCCACGAUGCCACACCCGUCAGCCCUCUGGACGCAGCCAUACUGGCCCAGCGCUUCCUCCGGAAGUAGCCCCCUCACCCAUCACCUUGUGGGGUGGGGGAGAAGGGUUGGGUUGGGAAGGUACCCUGAAACUAGUACCUAUGGGAGCUUAGCCCGACCCUCCCUUGUGUAGAGGGAUCCCUAGCUGUGGAGAGUUAGAUAGGUGGAGUGGGAACAGAAGGGGGGGGGGGGGGGCAGAACUGAUCACUCACCUGACAACCUCAUAGUUUUCACACUUCAAGUCUGGGUGUUGGUGAUGUGCACAGGAAUGACAUGGCUGGAGAAUCUGAAGAUCUCAACCAAAGGCUCCCACUGAACCCACCCCUCAGCCAGCCAGCUAUGGGCACAUAUGGACUCAGCCAGCCAGCCAGCUAUGGGCACAUAUGGACUCAGCCAGCCAGCUAGCUAUGGGCACAUAUGGGCUCAGCCAGCCAGCUAGCUAUGGGCACAUAUGGACUCAGCCAGCCAGCUAGCUAUGGGCACAUAUGGACUCAGCCAGCCAGCUAGCUAUGGGCACAUAUGGACUCAGCCAGCCAGCUAGCUAUGGGCACAUAUGGACUCAGCCAGCCAGCUAGCUAUGGGCACAUAUGGACUCAGCCAGCCAGCUAGCUAUGGGCACAUAUGGACUCAGCCAGCCAGCUAGCUAUGGGCACAUAUGGACUCAGCCAGCCAGCUAGCUAUGGGCACAUAUGGACUCAGCCAGCCAGCUAGCUAUGGGCACAUAUGGACUCAGCCAGCCAGCUAGCUAUGGGCACAUAUGGACUCAGCCAGCCAGCUAGCUAUGGGCACAUAUGGACUCAGCCAGCCAGCUAGCUAUGGGCACAUAUGGACUCAGCCAGCCAGCCAGCUAUGGGCACAUAUGGACUCAGCCAGCCAGC